GUAGUUUGGGGAGUGGGCCUGGUGGUGGGGGCGAUAGCAGGGAAAGAGUUGGAGCAGUGCCAGCGGCAAGCGAACAAGGUGAUGGAAAUCAUGCUUAACAACUUUGACAAGGUCCUGGAGCGUGAUGGGAAGCUGGCCGAACUGGAGCAGUGUUCAGACCAACUCCUGGAUAUGAGCUCAGCCUUCAGCAAGACAACAAAGACCCUGGCCCAGAAGAAGUGCUGGGAGAACAUCCGUUGUCGGAGCUACUUGGGGCUAGUGGUGGGUGGCAGCCUACUCAUCAUCCUGAUUGAGCGGCUGGCCGUCUUUCUCCCUCAGAGCAAUGACAGCAGUAAUGUCCCACAGACCCAGGAUGCAGGCACCACCUCAGGGCCUGGGGACUGACUCAGCUGGUCCUGAGGGAGAAGCCAAAUGGCUGCACUGGCUGGUUCCAGUCUCCAGAGAACCUUGGUGUUUGCUGACCCUUGGUGUUUGCUGACCCCUGACCCACCCCAGUGAGUGCCAAAGGGCAGCCCCAACAUGUGCACCCCUGCAUUUCCUGUCACGCCAUAGAUUGGCCCUCGAGGGCACCCUGCCAUACUGGCCAUGCAGGGCCAGCCCCACCUGAAGCUCAGUAAAAGCUGAUUAAAAAAAAAAAAAAAUUUAUGUAUAGAUCAAAAUAACUACAAGAGUGGAAAUUGAAUAUUCCUAACAAAAAGAAAUGAUACAUGCUUAAUGAGUUUCACAACUACCUUUAUUUGAUCAUUACAUGUUUUAUACUUGUAUCAAAAUGGUACGUGUACUCCAUAAAUAUGUAUAACUAUUAUGUUGCCAUAACUAAAAAUUUAAAAUUUAUAUAAAAACAGUAUUCCAUAGGACUACCAAACUAGGGAAAUUACUGCCCCCAUUUUCUCAUUAGAUUUUUCUUCACUAGAGUAGUAUAACAUGGCCGAGAAUUUGGGCUUGCUCAGCUCUCCACCCUGACCGGCCGAAUGACCUUGGAUAUGUCAUUUAACCUAUAAGCCACUGUUUUCUCAUCUGUCAAAUGAAGAUAAUAGCUGCAUUAUAGGGUUAUGAGGAUUAGAUGGUAAUUUCUGUAAAGUAUCACACAGUGCCUGGGAUAUAAUAUGAAAUCAAUGAAGUGUAGUGGUUAUUUUUACUUAUUAUUAUACAUACAUUUUUUAUUAUUUCCUUAUGACAAAUUCUCAGAAGUGGGAUUGCUAAGGUAAAAAUAUUAGUAUUGUAAAGAUUUUUGAUACAUAGUGCUAUCAAAACUCUUAGGUAAAAAAUACUCUUGGUUUUAUAAGCCUACCCCUUCAGAAUGUUGUACUAAUUUGCACUUGUAGCCUCAUCAUAUAAGAGUAUGAGUUUCAUCGCUUCUCGGCCUUUUGGCUAAGAUCAAGUGUGGAGUAUGAGUUUCUUGGGAUUCUCACCCAUACUUGAUAUUAUUAAAAUAUUUUUUGCCAAUUUGAUAAGCAGAAGGUUGGCAUUUAGUUUUUUCUUUAGCUACAUUUCAAUGACUAAAUGCUCAAAUUUAAGAUUUUUCAAAAUGUUUUGCAAUGACAAUAAUCUGAAACUGAAAAAUAUCUAACACAUUAAUUUUUGUUAAAGAUGUGUGGUCUGAAUUAGUUAAUUCAUAGAGCAUCUUUACAUACCAUUUUAUUACUUAAACCAACAGGUAAGAGAUUUUGUUAGUAGAGAGGGCUGUUAGGCUUGCUUUAAUGAGUACAUGAGAUUUUAUUAUAAUUAUACUAUUGCCUCUUUUUCACAAAUGGAUGAUGCUAAAAUACAUGAAAGUAGUUUAUUCUCAAUUAAUUUAAAAUUCACCUUGUACUUCUCUUAAUUUGCUUAUUAGUGAAUCCUUUCUCCAUGGAUAAACUCCUCAACACUGCUGAAGUAUGUAUGAGGUAUUGUCCUCACGUUCUGGGGGGUAUACCAUAUGUUCCAUUAAGAUAUUUGAAGUAUUCACAGACCUUCCCCUUCUCCCCUAUUUUAUGUUUGCUUCCCAAACUUCAUUCUAUUUUUAAAUUUUAAUUCCUUCAUCCAUUUUUGCAUCAAUACUUUUUUAAAAAUCUAUUUUACUAGUUCUAUUCGUGCCAUUAAAUGAACAAAAGAAGAAAGCAGAAUUUGAUUUUAACUAAUUACCUAAUCUUGAUGCUUUCUGAGUAUACAAUCAGUAGAGAUGAAGUAGAAAAAUCAGAUAGAACUAAAUUGAACAAAAUUAAGUUAAACUACCAGUGAUUUAUAAAACUGUACCCAUUAAUAACAUGAUAUAGUCUUAUUUUCAAAGGAUUGAAAAUUAAUGGAAGAAAUUUUCCUUUCCACUAGCUUUGCAAGAAAGAAAUAAUCUUCUUUGAAUAUCCUCCUGUAAAUCCCACUGCAAAUUGUAGUCUGCACAGAACAGAAUCGUGAUGCCUAAUCCUCCUCUUUUCAUGGUUUAGUCUAUACAAAGAGCAGAGCUGGAAAUUGGAUCUUUUGACAGCAGUUACUAAGCAACAGAAUUUGGAUGUUUUUGGUUAACAUCCUAAUAUAUAAUGUAGCUGAUUUGUUGAAGUUUUUGCAUGUAUUAGCUGAGAGAAGUGGGCACUUCGGAAGUGACUACAGGUCCCUGUAUGGCUGGGGGUGGGCAUUUGUUGUUGUUUUGUUCAGUACACUGUGUCCUUUGGCACUUGUAUCUCUUUGGCAUAGAAAGGAGGCUGAUGUAGAACUUUCAGACCUUGUGACUUUUUAUAUUAUUAAGAAUACCCUUCUCUGUGGCUCACGAUAUGUGAAAAUGUAAGAUUUUUUCCUGAAAAGCAAGGAGAACAAAUAAAGGAUUUUAAGGUCAUUCCGGGAAGCUUUAGAGCUUUGCCAAAAGUUUAGGUCCACUUCCUGAGGCAGUUUCAUUAGCAGACAGCUAAUGUUUGCUUGGUCUACUCCCAAGUUAUUUUUAGAAAUUAGAGAUUAUUACUGAUAGCACCCAUUUGAAUUUGCUCAUUUACGUUUUUAUAUGCUACCAAAUGUGAUUAGAGUAUGCUUUUAACUAAUCGCUGACAGAUUUACUGCAUUAGGGAUUUUCUAAGCCAUCAGAUUCCUACAGUCAUCAGAUUUCUACUAACUAGGUACUUCACGGUAAGCACUUCAGAAUUGAGAUGAAGUCUUUCAGCCCCCAGAAGAACCAGAGUAUUUGGCUUUGCUUACCUAAGGGCACUAAGGAGGUCCCAGAGGAUGGAGGGCUGAAUCUCCUGAGAGCAUGCUUGUUGUGGCUUGUGAUCCCAAAAGGCUGGGAUUAAUGGAACUAAUGCUGGUGUGCUCCCAUUUGCACUUGUGUAGACUGUGGAGCCCAUAGCUGCUGCCCCCGUCCCACACACAGGUGGCUCCCCACUUGUCUGAAGAUCCCAGGAGUGGGCUCUUUGACUUAAGAGCUUGCUGUGUCCUUGAGCACCAUAUUCAGACCUGCCUCUAAUCCCUGCGUGGCAGAACCCCGCUUCUCCUGUCCCUCAGUGCUCAUGGAGUGCAUGUGGCACACUCUUGCCUUAAGCCCAGGCUCCCCACACUCUAGGUUGUCUCUCAUGCCCCUCCAGCCUGUGUCAUACCUCCACCUUUGUAUGCAAGAGGGGUUACAGUUUAAUAUGACAAUCUCAUUAUGUGCACAGGUGGAUAUAAUGGGCUUCUGUGUUUUCUAGAGCUGCUCUUCCUUCCUUUAGAGUAGACCUCCCGUUAUUUCAUGAGACACAGGCUGACUGAUGCCACUCUUUCCCACAUUGUUUCCUUCUUCAGUUCUUUCUUUUUUUUUUCUUUAGCCUUCUCUUUCAGACUUCCCACCUAACUUUAAGACCCUAUAUAUAUGUCGAUAAUUUUACCUGUUCUACAGGAAACUUUGUAAUAAAACUAGGCUGACUGUACAUUCUUAAGAUUAAUUUUGGGGGGGAGUCUGUAAGAUAUGGUUCUUACCUUCUUACUUCCAGCCUCAGCCAUCCUGGUAUCUUCUGUGUUGGGGCAUCUUUGGAUCUAGAGCAAGCACUGUGUUACCUGCUGUGUGCUAUAACUCACGGUGAGUUUGGCACUUCAGUUGUACUCGUCUGACCAGGGCAGUUUGUACAAUUUUACUUUUCUCGCAUCUUUCUUUCCAGUAUGUCUCCUCCUUCUGGGAUUUAUCUACCUAAAGUUGUGGUGCAGCUUCCUGGCCUAGUAUGUAAAUAUCUCACUUGGAUUUUACUGUGGCAGCUAACCUCAUGUACUUGCCAGCCAACUCUGAGUAUCUUCUUAGUGAGAAUUCUGCUGGGGCCUGGGCCAGAAAGGGUGAAAGGGACUAAGGGACUGAGGAGACUAGGCAGAAAUCGUGGAUCCUGGGAAGAGUUAUGAGCACAGGUUGCACUAGUGACUAGAUAAGGAAGAAAAUUUACGUGUGAGAAGAGAAAGGGGUGUGUGUGUGUAUGUAUUUAAAUUAGAGCAGAGUAGCUACCCAGAGGAGUUUCAGUUGACUGGUUACCUGAAACUAGUCAAGUUACAACUGGGAUUGCACAGCCUUCGUCAUGGUCGGUGUGUUAAUAGAGCUUGCUGUGAGUGAACCUCUCCUUCUGAUAGUAAUUAGUACAGAGACCGACUGCAAAAAACAAAAACAAGCGUCACUACUUGAUAUUAAGUGACUGCUGCAGGUAUUUUUCCUCUGAAAUGUUGUGUGUAGGCCAUGCAGUCAACUGUGAAGUGAUUUGAAAUGCUUUGUGAAUUACAAUAUCUGAGAUAAGUUGGUGAGACUACAUACCAUGUAGCAAGUCAUCAUCAGUUUAGACCUAAGCAAUGUCCUGAGUAAGGUCCUUGCAGCCAUAUAAGCUGUACAUUGUUUUGAGAAGGAAAAACAUAGAACUACUGCAACCAGCCAGGCUGUGGUGUCCCAGGUCCCUAUGGCUCUAAUCCAUGAUCUCACAGCCUGAUGGUCAGAGUUACAUGCUUGCAUCAGAGCUUUUAGUAGAAUUCUGAAGAAUGUUUUGAAAAGCAAAGCAUUAUUUUCAGUGAUUCCUUAAAAUUACCUGAGUUUAUAAAAUGCCACAUUGGCUGCCCUAUUGGUUCCGUCUUCAAAAAAAGUAGCAAAGAACCACUGUAGAACUGCUUCUGAGCUUUUCAGUUGUCUCGAAUGUACCAACUCAAAGACAAAAGGAGCCAUCAUUAUGUAUCAAGAGACAGAAAUAAAUACCCUAUUCUCAUUUUCUCUUUUUCUGUGUUUGGGGAGGAGAAGAUAAAAGGCCCUUCUCUUCUUGCUCUUUAAUGUACUUGUGAUCCAUUUUCAAACCAGCUUCACCUCUGUGUUUUAUUUCAGUUGCCAAAUCAGGACGGAUCCUUGACUCCAGUUUUCUCUUUCAUCACCACACCCAUUCAUUCACCAAGUUCUUUCAGUUCCUCCUCCUAAACAUCUCUAGAUUCUGUCCACUUAUCAGCACACCCACUCCCUGGCCACCAUCAUUUCUCACUAGAAUUCUACAAUCUCAAUUAACUAUUAUUCCCCUCUAAUGCUUUUCUAUACAAUCAGGAAAAUGUUUCUAAAACAUAAGCCUGACAUGUCAGUCCAUUGCUUAUAACCCUUUAGUGGCUUUUUAUUGCCUUUACAAUAAAAUUUUAACUCAUGAAAUUUGUAAGACUCUUUAUGUCCAAAUUCCUUCAUCACCUCUUCUAAUUCAUCUCGCCUACCACUCCACUGACAUUGACACCAACACCACUUUAUUUUAAUUCUUACUGACCGUUCCUACAGUGUUCCUGAAUGUUCACAUCUCUGUGUCUCCUAAUUUUCAGUAUAUACUCCUUAGGACACUUUCUUCCACCUUUCCACUGGUUGACUGUUGUUCAUGCUUCAAGUCUCAGGUUAAGUGUCACUUACUAAAUUUAAGAGACUGUCCUGACUCCCUAAGUCCAUUUAAGAGUCAAGAUAGGCUGAGUUAUGCUGCAUGAAAGAAUAACCCGAAAAUCUCAGUGGCUUAACACAACAAAGUUUAUUUUUUAUUGACACUACUAUGUCUCCAUCAUGGCUCAGUGAUUUCUGUUCAUUGUAUUUUCUCAGAGACUCAAGCUAAUAGAUAAUAGAGGCCCCGUCUUACAUCUGAUUCCAUGAUAGCCAAGGCAGGGAAAGGAGUAUGGUGAAUCAUGCAGUGACUCCUAAGGCUUCUUUCAGAAAGGGGUAUAUUUCCCCUCAUAUUUCAUUAACCAAAGCAAGCCCCAUAGUUAUGCCUGACUUCCAAGGCACUGGGGAAAUACUGCCUACCCUGUGCCCCCAUAUCAUCUUGUAUUUCCCCUAGCCUAAUAAUGUCAUGCUUUGUUAUAAUUACAUGUGACUUGCUUCCCCAACUCUAACUUUUGUGAAAGUAGGAUCAUUUUUGUCUUAUUUAUUCUCUGCAGUGCCUUCAUUAAUGCUUGGUACAUAGUAAGAAUUCAAAAAUAUUUGUUGAAUGAGUGAAUGAAUAAGGCAGCACUCCAAGACUCAAUCCUUAGGCCUUUUUUCUUCUUCUUCUACCAUUUCUCCUUGAAGAUGGCGUCCUCUGUCAUGGUUUCAGCAGUCACUGCCCUGAGAGUGAUUUCCAUUCCCUGACUUCAAUCAGAUAUCUCCAACUUCCCCCUUAAUAUUUCUACUUGCAUUUAAAAUGUGUAAAUUUAUUCUUUUAGUAAAUACUUCUUAGUUACUCUCUAAUAAGGCAUUAUAUUAAAUGAUAUGAGGAUACAGAGGUAAUUAAGACAGUGCUUGCCAUCUGAGGGCUUGCAAUCUAGUAUAAUACAAAAAUAGUACAAUGAAUCAAUAAUAUAUAUAGGUAAUAUACAAAAUCCUGUGCCAAAGGAGAAGACAAGUGAUUUAUGGCAAGAUGGAACUGGAACUUGUGUUGUUUCAACCAUUGAACCUAUAGAGCAGACAUCAUUACUGAAUUCUGUUCUGUGCUGGGCACUAGACAUAACAUGAACAGAGUAAAGCUUUUAUCCACCUCACAGUCCAGUGGGGAGACAGAUAGCUUAGGACAAAAGGAGAGAUGGGGUUUAGACAGAGUGUGGGAGGGUAAUUAGGGGGUAAAGGGAUGGUGCAUAGGAAAACGUUUUCACCAGAGGGGUUGACCUGAUUAAAUAUCUGGAGAAAUUGUCAGUAUUUAUGCCAGGAAAGAUGUAAGGAAGGAACUGAAUCAAGAUGGUCACAGUGAGACUCUAUUAUGGUAACUUAAUUGUUAGGAAUACUUUAAAAACCAAGUAUACACAGGUUGUUUUUAAACCUAACAUGAAAAAUGGUUAAUAUCAUGAGUUUGACUUUAUUUCUGUACCUAGUUAUAAAUCUUCAAUGGUUAAAAGAUACCCAGGAAGGAAUAUAUGCCAUUCCAAGCAAGAUGUUGGUGCGGGUUUACUAUCUUGGUGUACUGAGGUUGGUUACCAACCAGAGAGAUGGGGCUGGGAUGCAGAAACUAAUUCUUACGCAUGACACCGAUGAGAUUUCCUGAGCCCCACCUGUUGUCUAUGGAAUAGGACUUUCAUUUCCAAAAAGGCUAGUCUCAAGGCCUUGAGUACUUCUAUUCAAUUUGCAGAUAAGCUAAUUCUUCUAUCUGGUUUGAAAAUUACUAUAUCCUUGGCAGGCUAAAACAGUUCCUUCACUGCUUAAUUUCAUUCUCAUUUCCCUGACCAUCUUAAGACAGUGCAUUCUUAUGUUUUUUCUGGUUUUAUACGUGCAUCUAUCUGAUUCUUCAUACUCAACCUUUAAUUCUUUUGUAAGCUCUUUUACCAUUAUGGUCUGAUUUGAGCUGACAGAAUUCUCAUCUUUCAGUGUUACUUCUGCUUAACAGAGCCACAAUUCUUACAGAUAAUAAAAUGACAUCUAGUUUUAUUUUACACAUCUCUUGUGGCUCCAUCUAGCUCUUGAGUCAUUACACUAAAGUCCUGCUCCUGAAACAGAUACCAGAGACCAGUGUGAUAGAAGUGAUGGGAUGUGUCAGUUGAUUAAUGAUCAGCUAGUCCCCAUCCUGCCCAGGUGUGACACACACAGCUGUUAGUGCUGAAAACAGCCUUAGCCUGCUCUCUGUUCAGCGGUGAUCCAGUGUGUCAAUUCUAAUUUAUUAUAGUCCAAAGUGUUGGUGUUUUCCUGUGCUUUGUUUAGUAUUGCUAGAGAAGUAACUAAACUUCUUGGAAAUUGUCGUAACUAUGGAGGACAGUGAGAUAAUAAAUGACUUU
This is a messenger RNA of Symphalangus syndactylus (siamang), 8145 nucleotides long. RefSeq names its product vesicle-associated membrane protein 5-like. Gene Ontology annotation, cellular component: plasma membrane. The record is from RefSeq and is a predicted model, not a curated record. Lineage: Eukaryota; Metazoa; Chordata; Mammalia; Primates; Hylobatidae. Gene Ontology annotation, biological process: Golgi to plasma membrane protein transport.